Macrosiphum euphorbiae (potato aphid) is the source of this 300-nucleotide messenger RNA. The record is from the annotation of a GenBank genome assembly. Lineage: Eukaryota; Metazoa; Arthropoda; Insecta; Hemiptera; Aphididae.
AUGGCCUCGUGGCUGUGUCACGGCGUGUUCGACAGUCUAGCGGUCGACGUUGUGAAAAAACUUGAUGUCUCGUAUCCGCCGCAGGCUGUCCGUGGUCCGUGGAUCGUCGAUGGUAAUGCCGGAACUCUUGGUAGCUCGUUUCCGCAAUGGUCGCUUUACGGAUCGUCGUGGCUCGUGGUCGUCGGGGCUGCGAGAGCGUUUGGUAGCUCGUCUCCACGACGGUCAGGUCUCGGAUCGUCGUUGGCUGGUGCUGCUUCAGGUCCUUCGGGUUUGUUCUUGGUAGAAUUGUUGAAGGUCUGA